AAGCAAAUGUCAACAACUCAGACUAUGUGCAACGGCGUCUACUUGGGCCGUCCCUCAUUUUUUUUUGUUUUAAAAUAAAUAAAAAAGACCCAAUUUAGAAGAAACGUUUCUUUAUUUGGGACGUUUUUUCGUCCGUCUAUUUGGACGCGUGGUAAGUUCUGAUUGGUUGAAGAUUUUUUCAAGGGUUAAAACAAAAUAAUUUGUCGAAUUCUCUCUUCUAUCUCAACGCCGAACGGAGAAGAUCGGAGCAAAGAUGAUGUGCGGCGGGAACUACACUACUAUCGACAGCCAGAAAGUCUCUGGAUCUGUACCUAAUCAAAUCUACAAAUGGAAGAAACAAGAAUGGAACUACGAUAUUAAUCUGGUGACUUGGUCUGCUGGAGUGUUCUAUGGAUAUGUCACGAUUGUUCCUCUAGCUUUAUACGUCGUUCUCAAAUACUUCUUUGUACCAUCAGGCCUAGUCCAACUCUUCUGUCUCUGUCUAGCAUUAUACGUUGUGAACUUUGAGGUGUCUUGUUCCUCUAGCAACAAAAUCCGGUAUCUGGUUUCAUUCAGGGAUCAUCUGACUUUUCACAAAAGCCUGCUACGAAAGAGAUUGUGAAAUGCUUGUGCCAAUCUUUUGGAAAAUCACUAUCCUCGUCUUCACAAACAUGUAAGAUUGACACUGAUACUGUCAACAUUCUUGCAACACGUAUCAAGGAGAGUUUCUUUGGACCU
Messenger RNA from Camelina sativa (false flax), 717 nucleotides. RefSeq lists its product as uncharacterized. Gene Ontology annotation, cellular component: Golgi apparatus. Gene Ontology annotation, biological process: vesicle-mediated transport. The record is from RefSeq and is a predicted model, not a curated record. Gene Ontology annotation, molecular function: small GTPase binding. NCBI's taxonomy places the organism in Eukaryota, Viridiplantae, Streptophyta, Magnoliopsida, Brassicales, Brassicaceae.